ACUCAAAUCUGCCAUUUUAGUGUGAAAGCAACCAUAAACAACAGGCAAACAAAUGAGCAUGGCUGUGUUCCAAUAUAACUUUAUUUACAUAAACAGGCCACAGGCUAAAUUCCACCUGUGGGAUGUAGUUUGCUGGCCCCUGCUCUAACUCGUCUGCACAUGCUCCUCCCCCUGAUACACACAGGGCUCUUGUCCCUUAUCUCCUUCAGGUCUUUAUUCAGGGAGCCCUGCUCAGGCCACACCAACAUUGCCACCCUUCCUAUCCCCCUUCCCUACUUUUUCUCUUUAGCUCUUAAUACCCAGAGGCGUAGUGAGGGUGGGAGGUCCAGAGAGGGGCACUUCCCCUGGGCACAAGUCUAAGGGGGUGCCAGAUGAAGUGCGGAAUGACAUUCUGAGGCGCCACAAAUAUGAAAGGUGCCUAAGGCAGCCGGACAAGACCAGGGAAGGUGUUUCUGCUGACUGUUGCUGUUAUCUAUGUUUACUCAUUUUGGAACUGAGUGGGGGUGGGGUACAACUUAGAGACUGCCCCUGGGCGCUGGCUGCCCUUGCUAGACCUCUGUUAACACCUUCUAACAUAUUUAUUUUGGUUGUCUGUCUCCCCUCAUGCCCAAUCCCCAGUGACUAGAAUGUAGGCUCUACAAGGGCAGACACUUUUAUUUUUUGUCAUUGCUGUAUUCCCAGCUGCCUUACAUGUAGCAGGCACUCAAUAAAUAUUAAUCAAUUGAACGAAUCAGGCUUAUUGCAAAAUUAAAAAGAAAAGUGAAGCCAGUUCACAAACACUACCCCAAAUCUAUCCUAACAUGGGACAAAGUUUCCCACGAUCUAGAAAGCCCCGGGUCACUGGAUUAUGUCAUAAUCAGUGAUGUCAUCUUUGGGAAGAUUCUGAAGUCACUCCCUGAUUCAGGCCUUUCAGGCCUUGAAGCUGAUGGGAUUGAGGAGCUUUCUGAGAGCAGGAUGGCUCUUGACAGUGUGUGGGCUUCACGGGAGGCAAUCGUAGGGGAUGGGCCUUCCAAGAAAGUGAGUGAACAGACAUCCGUGCAGACACAGACCCUCCAGACUGCCUCCUUAAAGGACGGCCCGGCCAAGCGGGCAGUGUGGGUCCGCUGCAAUAGUUCGGAGUUGGAAGACCCUACCAAAUCCACAGUGGCCAAGGACAGGCCCAAGCUAGAGGCAAGGAAGGCAGUGGUAGUGGAUCUGGGCACUGGCUAUUGUAAAUGUGGCUUUGCUGGCCUGCCAAAGCCCACCCACAAGAUCUCAUCAACAGUGGGCAAGCCCUACAUGGAAACAGCCAAAACCGGGGAUAAUCGCAAAGAGACAUUUGUGGGACAUGAACUCCUCAACCCUGAGGUCCGUCUCAAGCUAAUUAAUCCUCUGCAACACGGCAUCAUUGUGGACUGGGAUUCAGUGCAGGAUAUCUGGGAAUAUCUCUUCCGACAAGAGAUGAAGAUCGCCCCAGAGGAGCAUGCAGUCUUGGUUUCAGAUCCCCCGCUGAGCCCUCACACCAACCGAGAGAAGUAUGCUGAGAUGCUGUUUGAAACCUUCAAUACACCUGCCAUGCACAUAGCUUACCAGUCCCGCCUGUCCAUGUACUCAUACGGAAGGACCUCCGGCUUGGUGGUGGAGGUUGGCCACGGUGUAUCCUACGUGGUCCCCAUCUACGAGGGUUAUCCUCUGCCCAGCAUCACCGGCAGGCUGGACUACGCAGGCUCUGACCUGACAACUUACCUGAUGAACCUGAUGAACAAUUCGGGGAAGCAUUUCACAGAGGACCAGAUAGGCAUUGUGGAGGACAUCAAGAAGAAAUGCUGCUUUGUGGCCCUGGACCCUAUCGAAGAGAAGAAAGUACCAUCUACUGAGCACAUGAUCCAGUAUACUCUGCCAGAUGGGCAGGAGAUACACCUGUGCCAAGAAAGGUUCCUCUGCUCAGAAAUGUUCUUUAAGCCGUCUCUAAUCAAGUCCAUGCAGCUGGGGCUACACACCCAGACGGUGUCCUGCCUCAACAAGUGUGACAUCGCCCUCAAACGGGACCUCAUGGCGAACAUCCUGCUCUGCGGGGGCAGCACGAUGCUCAGUGGUUUCCCUAACCGCCUGCAGAAGGAGCUGAGCAGCAUGUGUCCCAAUGACUCGCCUCAGGUAAAUGUAUUGCUGGAAAGAGACACUGCAGUGUGGACUGGUGGCUCCAUCCUCGCCUCGCUCCAGGGCUUCCAGCCACUGUGGGUCCACCGCUUUGAGUACGAGGAACACGGGCCUUUCUUCCUCUACAGAAGAUGCUUCUGAACUCUGCAGUGAAGCAUGGUGGCUGUGAUUGCAAUGCAUCAGCUUUGCUGGGUGAGCACCUGUCCUGCACACAGGGAGCUGAGCCAGCAUGUCCACUCCUGUGGUAUUAAAUGACCCUCAUGUCAGCACGUCCACUCUUAUAGUAUUAAACAGCUCUCAUGUUCCCCUCCACAGUCUGUUUAUUUCCUAACUUACUAAGAACAACUUCACAGAUACAGCAUCUGCCUUAAAAUACAUUUUCCAGAAUAAAAUGGGGAGAGGGGAGAGGUGAAAAAGACAUGCAUUAUAUGCUGAUUGCUUAAACACUCCCUCUUUCUUGGGAGAAAUUAGCUCUAAAAUUAAUCUGUCCCUUGUUUUGUGUAUUCCUCACUUUGGGAAUCAGUUUAUUGUUAAAAUAGGCUUGGAAGAGGGAGUGCAAUGAAGAUAGAUUAUAAAAUGCUGUUGGCACAUAUAAGAAGAUCCCUUUCAAUAAAUACCAAAGGCUUGGAAACAGCCUACAAAAAUGUCUGACCCCUGCUUUAACUGUACUUUUACCUCCAAUAGUCACUUGUGUCUCAACACCAGCUCUUAUUAAGCCAUUAUGGUGACUGGCUUCCAAACCUGAGAACAGGACAAGUGUAAUAUAUGUAUGUCUUAAGAGUGUUAUAUAGAUUUCUUCUUUUUAAAAAUUGGGGUUAGAUUUAUCUUAGGCUAUCAGCACUGAGGUCCUGAGGAUAGUAGCCACACUCACUCUCCAGACAUCUCAGAAGUAGCUGCCCAUCUCCCACCUGAUAUGAUUCUCCAUCAGCCUAUAAGGGACAAAGUUUGGGUCUGGAGUGGGCUCAGGAUGGAGGCUGCUGGUUCUGGGGCUGAUGGCAUGGGUUUGUGGGAGGUUGCCCCACACCAGUUAUUCUAACUCAGAGGGGCCUGAAGGAACAUACCAAUCAUCUGUGGCCAAGAAAGCCCUCUGAAGGGCCCAGCAGGUUCUGUGGUAUUCCUGCUGUAGGAGUUUGUAACUGGAGCACAGAUUUUUAAGAACAGGCCCCAAUGCAUAUUCUCUGCCCUCUCCAAAGAUCAGAACCUGAGCAACACUGGCAGGCAGCAUCAAAUAGUAGAAAGAACAUUGGCUUUUGACCUCCGUGGUUUGAAACCCUAUUUUGUUACCAUCUGUUUGCUCACCUAUAAAAUUGAAUACUAAUGCCUGCGUCACAUGGCUGAUGCAAACACCGGAGAUAAAAACACCUGAAUACAUCCCUAGCCUCCACAAGGUGCUCAAAAUAGUUACUUAAUAUUAUUUUGUAGACAUCUACCACUCAUACAACAUAAGCCCAGUCUUUUACUGUGGUCCUUAGCCACAUAUUCACAUUUCAGCACUCCUGGGAAAGCUGGCACCUCUACCAUUUUGCAGGGAUACGCCCUAGAGAGCCACCCUCACACAUCUAGGUUUGCCUAGACAGCCCUGAAAGACCUACAUUUCCUGACCCUGGAUCCAGGCCUGACAAGUAAGCUUAUCUGGCUAGCACCAGCACGCUGGAGUCAGGAAGCAAAGAUGGUCACAGAAGGGCACCUGGACUUCCCUACGGUUCAGCAAAGACGACUAAGCCUUACCUUGGAAUAUCAUGGAACCAGCCAGAAGUUGGGCACAUUGACCUGUGAGGUAUGUCGUCUUCAGCUCAGUUUCUGCCCAAACUCCUCUACUGUCAACACUCCAUGAACAUUCCCUGAUUGGCAAGUUUUUUGAUUAAUUAUUAACCUGUGGACCCCUUCUCAGAGUAAUGCUUCUAAAUGCAUAAAAUAAAAUACAUAAUAUUACAGAGGAAACCAAUCAUACUAAAAUGCAGCUCUAUCUUCAGAUUCCUUUGGGUUCUGUGGAACACAGGUUAGGAACCCCCCAAAAGCUGACUGUGUUGAUGAAGAGGAGAGGUGGGGGGUUGUUCUGGAGGAUGGGAGUCUCUACGUCAUCCUAGGCCUAAAUGUUAUGCUGUAUUUUAAAAUGAAAAACAGCAUUAUAAGGCUGAACAGUUGCAUAGUCUUUUUCAAAGCACUUCUAUGAAUUCUCACUUGAUCCUCACAAUCACUCAAGUAAAAAAAAAAAAGGAGUCCUCCUGACAAAAAGAGAUGAGCAGUUUUAGUAAUAUUUAGAAGUCAUCUUAGCCCACUAGUUCUCAACUGGGGACACUUUCCCCUUCAUGUGAUAUUUGAUAAUGUCUGAAGAUAUUUUUGGUUAUUGUAACUGUGGGGGAUGAGGUGGGGAGGUGUGCCACUGGCACGUAGUGGGCAGAGGUCAGGGAUAUUACUAAAUAUCCCUACAAUGCACCAGACAGCAUUCCAUAGCAAAGAAUCAUAUAACCCAAAAUGUCAAUAGUGCUGAGGCUGAAAAACUCUGUCUUACCCAAAGAGCAGGCAAGGCUGGAGGAAAGCAAGGCUCAUUAAGAUUAAAUGACUUCGUCCAAGGAUCCUACCAAGAAAGAAUGGACCCAUGGGCCAAAGCCUGUUCUUUCCUGUACCAGGGGAGCAUCUCUUAUUCUCAAAGCUCCUGGGACUUCAGAGCUGGUAAGAGUAAUGGUGGAUUGGCCUACUUCGGGCAUGAGGCACAAGCAAGGGCUUAGGGAGCAGAAAGCAGGCUCAGCUCUAGGGACACAGGACCAAGAGAACGCCUUCAGUCUUGUCAAAUGUCACCUUGUCUCCAGCCUCUUGGACAUUUAUAGUCAUCCAGCCUCUAAGAUUUUCAUUCCCAACUCCCAACAGACAAGGCAAGGCAACCAAAGACUCCCAAGGACCUGUCCCAGGUGGUGCUUCUAUGGAAGCACAAAGGUUUAUGGGCUGGCACAAGAAGAAAAAAAAUUAAUUUUGCUUCCCAUACUUGCAGUCAUUUAUAUCACUAAGAACAGUCAAUUUUGUGUAUUUCUUAUAACACCCCUUCAGGUAUGGUUUGAUAAAUCUCUCAAAUGCAUGUAGAUAUAUAUAUAAUAUACAUAACUUUUUUAACAAGAAAAUAAAUUUAUUUUAAAAUACAUAGCAGUGCUAAGAAAUUACAAUAAGCUAUACUAUUAAAGACAUAAUAAAAACAUUAGCUCCUGCCUCCGUUUAAAGAAAUAUAACGUUAAAAUCCAUUUUGAUUGAUGGAGACAAUCCUCUGUUAAGUUCUAGCUUGAUGUUUGGGGCAUCUGAGCAAGCCAUCUGACUCAAUGGAACCAAGGAAAGACCUGAGGAUUUUCGCUCCCUGCAGCAUGAACCUGUUUUAGGACAGAACCCAAGUUUCUGGAAAGAGUUAUAUACUCUUCGCUAGUGCUCGACAGACUCUUUCCCUAAAAUUAAGCAUUCAACACUCACAUGACAGU
Messenger RNA from Trichechus manatus latirostris (Florida manatee), 5597 nucleotides. RefSeq names its product actin like 7A (gene ACTL7A). Lineage: Eukaryota; Metazoa; Chordata; Mammalia; Sirenia; Trichechidae. The record is from RefSeq and is a predicted model, not a curated record. Gene Ontology annotation, cellular component: nucleus; cytoplasm. The transcript has a single exon. The coding region runs from base 955 to 2277 and encodes 440 amino acids.